AUGUGCGGGCGCACGGCCUGUUCGCUCGGCGCCGACAACCUCCGCCGCGCCUGCGCCUACCGCGACCGCGGCGGCCGCCGGCGCCAGCCCGACUGGAUCCAGGCCGAGCGCUACCGGCCCUCCUACAACAAGGGCCCGCAGAGCAGCGGGCCGGUGCUGCUGUCCCGCCGCCACCUCCAGCAGGAUGCCGACUCCUCCGAGCGAGUCCUCAUGGACAUGCGCUGGGGCCUCAUCCCCUCCUGGUUCAAAAAGGAUGACCCCUCCAAAAUGCCGUUUAACACCUCCAACUGCCGCAGCGACACCAUGCUGAAGAAGUCUUCCUACAAGGGUGCUCUCCUCAAGGGCAAGCGCUGCGUGGUCCUGGCAGAUGGCUUCUACGAGUGGCAGCAGCACAGCGGGGGGAAGCAGCCCUAUUUCAUUUACUUCCCUCAGAGCAAGGACGCUGCGGCCGACGGGAAGGCGGGAGAUGAGGAAUGGAGAGGAUGGAGGUUACUGACCAUGGCUGGGAUUUUUGACUGCUGGGAGCCGCCGUCAGGAGGAGAAGUGCUGUACACUUACACUAUCAUCACCGUGGAUGCCUCCAAGGAUGUGAGCUUCAUCCAUCACAGGAUGCCAGCCAUCCUGGAUGGGGACGAGGCCAUCAGGAAGUGGCUGGACUUUGCUGAAGUGCCAACCCAAGAGGCGAUUAAACUUAUCCAGCCCACAGAGAACAUCGUUUUCCACCCAGUGUCCACCUUUGUCAACAGCGUCCGCAACAACGCGCCCGAGUGCCUCGCGCCCAUCGAGCUGGGAGCCAAGAAGGAGGUCAAAGCCACCCCAAGCAGCAAAAUGAUGCUGGGCUGGUUAAAAAACUCCCAGGAGAGCUCUCCCCAGAAGAAAGAAAAUGAUUUGCCCAAGUGGACAAGUCAGUUCAUCCACAACCCUUCACCCAAGAAAACCAGCGCAGGUAUCCUGCAGCAGUGGCUGGGGAAGGAGGGAGAGCCAGCUGCAAAGAAGCACAAGGCUUAGGCACUAGCUGGGAUGGCUGGCCAUCCUUUUUCUUCCUGGUUUUCCUAAGCAGAUGAGGAAUGGUUUUUUUUGGAAGGCUUUGCAGGCUUGUGUUGAGAUUCUCAGGUGUUGAGCUGUUGUCAAAGUUUGUUAUCUCUGUUCUCUGUGUUUUCUUAAAGGUUGGUGUUUGUCUUUAAAUGUUUUGGCUUUGUCUGGUGCUGACAGGAGUGAAUAUAACCUGCUGGCCUCCCUCCCUGCCAGUCACUCGUGCCAAACAAAGAUAAAGCCCUGAGAAGCUUCUCAGCCUGCUAGGGAGGAGAAGCUCCUUCCUUCUGCCUGUGUUCAUAGUUUGUGUCUCCUUCUGUUUGCUUCUCUUUUCCCUCUUUCUUCUUUGUAUUAAACUGAUACCUCUUUUCCAUUUAAUUACCUAUUGAUUCUGUACAAAUUCUUUUCUAAUGCUCUCAUCCUCAAAGGAUGGCUGCAGUGCAGAGGGGCAUGAAACAACUACUAGGAAGAAAUCCCAGGCUGGUAAGAUCAGCCAGAGUGGCCCUGCUCUGCACCAGGGCGAUGUUGAGGCAGUGCCUGGCAGGAGCUGGGCUUUGCCUGGAUUUCCCUGCAGGCAGUGGAGUGGGACAGCAAGUCCUGGUCACGUUGUUUGUACAGUCAUUUUGUAAUGAGAUUUGAAAGACAGAGAGGAUUUUCUUGAUCUGUGGAGGGAUGUGCUCUGCCGUGUUCAUAAAGGUCAUUCAUUAAAGCCCAGAUAACCCAAAUGCCGUUACAGAACAGCACAGGGCAGUGGUUCUUGAGGCUGGACAGAGCCAGAUGUUCUAGAACAAAAGCUUUACAUGGUGGGACCCUUGCUGGAAAGCAAUACUUUUUUUUACUGGAAACAAUAAAAUGAGAUGAACUGGCUGACUGGUC
Colius striatus (speckled mousebird) is the source of this 1908-nucleotide messenger RNA. It is a transcript of the gene HMCES, whose product is annotated as 5-hydroxymethylcytosine binding, ES cell specific. The record is from RefSeq and is a predicted model, not a curated record. Gene Ontology annotation, molecular function: single-stranded DNA binding. The transcript has 6 exons. The coding region runs from base 1 to 1008 and encodes 335 amino acids. Gene Ontology annotation, biological process: DNA damage response. Lineage: Eukaryota; Metazoa; Chordata; Aves; Coliiformes; Coliidae.